Molecule: messenger RNA, 397 nt
Organism: Aethina tumida (small hive beetle)
Lineage: Eukaryota; Metazoa; Arthropoda; Insecta; Coleoptera; Nitidulidae
Exons: 3
Coding region: 14-355 (113 amino acids)
Source: RefSeq, a predicted model, not a curated record
CAUUACAGGCAACAUGGCUGUUAAAUGUUUCAUUUUCUUUUUGUUGUUGGUCCACUGCUGGUGUUACGAAUUGGAGACCGAAAUCAAAAAGUACGACGAUCUCUGCGUCAAACUGCAAAAAGCCUGCGAAGACAAGAAACUUACUCCAGAAAAAGUAGAAAAAAAGUUGAACACAUGUAAGGAUGCUCAUCUUAAGUUGGCUAAAACCGACAAACACCUCAUUUUGAUGUAUAUGACCGACAAGACACGUGACGCCACUCAGGCUUAUCAGUUAACGUUUGGAUAUUUUGAGCAGUCUAUUAGGGUGGACCUGUUCCACAACUUCAUUUAUUGUAUGCAAGGGUUGCUUAAGUAACUUUCAGUAAUAAUAUAUGGCUUAAAUAAACCAUUUAUUACA